Neofelis nebulosa (Clouded leopard) is the source of this 975-nucleotide messenger RNA. It is a transcript of the gene MRPL36, whose product is annotated as mitochondrial ribosomal protein L36. Gene Ontology annotation, biological process: translation; ribosome biogenesis. Bases 322 to 879 code for a protein of 185 amino acids. The record is from RefSeq and is a predicted model, not a curated record. Lineage: Eukaryota; Metazoa; Chordata; Mammalia; Carnivora; Felidae. The transcript is spliced from 2 exons. Gene Ontology annotation, molecular function: structural constituent of ribosome. Gene Ontology annotation, cellular component: mitochondrial large ribosomal subunit; ribosome.
AUGGAUGGGUGGGCACACAUACCCGGAAUGACAAGAUGCACUGGGUUCAGUGUGGACUCUGGUGGUGGGUAGAUGGGUGCUCACCGUAGUCCUUCACCUUUUGUUUGAAGUGUCUCAUUAAAGAAUACGGGCGGGAAAAAAAGAUAUGUAACUGCAACCAGUUAGGACCAGUGCCUAUCUCCACUGCUUCCCUGAGCCUCGCCACAUUUCUCCCAGGAUGUGCGCUUAAUACAAACGUGUGAGUUCUUCUAGAUUUUUGUUUUGAGCCGGUAUUCGUUUUUUUUAAACGUCUACUUGGUUGUGACUUAUUUUUCAUUCCAGAUGUGUAUUUCUGUCCCCAUUUUGUCGGCCUCCGAGGCCGUAGGUACCCAGUGGCGGGAGGGCGUCCGCGCGGGGGUAGCGGCUCCUGCAGCUCCGCCUCUGCGCCCGGCGCUGCGGGGACGACCACGUGACCCUGCCGCCAUCUUUUUUUCUGGCGGACACUGUGGGCGGCAGCUUCCCCGCCCUAUUGCGCAGGCGCAUGCGAGGCGCGCGGGCGACAGUCCCCGGCGCUUUUUUCCCAGGCCCGGCCACCACAUGGCCCGCGUGCUCGUGGCGAAGAUGCUGGCGUGCGCCCUGAGCCCGCUGCUCCGGGGGAGCCCCGGGCCGGCGAAGCCCCGCGCGCUCUCCACUCUCCUGGCGGGACCUCUUCGCACCGCGGGGCCCGCGGGACCCUGGCCCCUGCCCGGCCGCCUCCUGCCCGGCCUGCAGCUUGCCCUGGGCUUCAAGACCAAGGGCGUCAUCAAGGAGCGCUGUCGGGACUGCUACCGGGUGAAGAGGCGCGGGCGCUGGUUCAUCUACUGCAAAACGAACCCAAAACACAAACAGAGACAGAUGUAGGUCUUCGCCGUAAAAUGUGCAAGACUGUGUCCCUUCCUUGAGGAACGGUACUACCUCAUGGAAAGGAAAAUAAAAGUGAAGCAGUGCCUAAUCUAA